AUGAUGCAAAGUCCAAGUAGUAAUGGAUCAAGACCACAGAGCACUAGCAGUGUAGUCAGUGAUCGAGGACCCAGGACCACAGAGGAUGUAUGUAUUGGAGAGGAAGUCAGGAUUUCUCUGCAUCUGGCAAUUGAAAGAUUUAGAAGAAAUGAAGACCAGAAAGAGUUGGAAUUUCCCUCAUCCUUAACAGCCACAGAAAGAGCAUAUGUGCACAGAUACUGUGAUACAGUAGGACUGAAACACAAGAGCAAAGGAAAAGGCAACAAUAGAAUAUUGACAAUUUCAAAAAAAGAAUUAAAUCAAACCCAGGCAUCAGCCUCAUCAGUGAAAAUUAUCAGGAAUUCAAGACAGCAGAUAUGUAACCUGCUGCAGAGGUUUCCUCUUACCACCAAAGAAAGACAAGAACUGAUGCCACAGAUGGAGAGAAGUCAAGCAUUUGACACCAACAGGGAGGCUGCAAAAGCAACCAUUGGGAAACUGAAUAAUGGAGUGGCACAGGUUCCCCCUCCCCGGGCUGGUACAGAGUUGGAUGCCUUCAGAAAUACACUGCCUGUCUUCCAGCACAAAGAGGAGAUCAUUCACAGUAUCAACUCCAACAGAAUUGUUCUAAUCACAGGAGAAACAGGCUCAGGGAAGACAACUCAGAUUCCACAAAUGAUUCUAGAUGAUUGUACAGUGAACAACAAAAGGUGCCGUAUACUCUGUACUCAACCCAGAAGGAUAGCUGCACUCAGCAUAGCAGAGAGAGUUUCUGCUGAGAGAGGGGAGAAAGUAGGACAAACUGUGGGAUAUCAAAUCAGAUUAGAGAGCAAGGUAUCUCCAAAAACACUUCUUACAUUUUGUACCAAUGGAGUAUUGUUGAGAACUUUGAUGAAUGGAAGUCAUUCUUUGUCAACUGUUACACAUGUCAUUGUGGAUGAAGUUCAUGAGAGAGACAGAUUUAGUGAUUUCCUUCUCACUGCCAUUAGAGAUGAACUCCCUAAGUAUCAACAAAUGAAGCUCAUUCUUAUGAGUGCCUCAAUGAAUGUGGACUUGUUCAUCAGAUACUUCAACAACUGUCCUGUUUUAAGAUUCCCUGGAAGUCUGUUUGAUGUUGAGGAACAUUUCUUGGAGGAUGUGCUGAAAUGGACUGGUUACACAAAUAAGAAAAUGGAGAAACUAAAGAAAAGCCAGUCAAACUUGGAGAAGCAACAGAAGCAGCUGAGUCAGUGGUGUCAGAUUCAGAUGGAGGAGGUGACGACUACCCCUCACUCCGAGGAGAUAGAGGAGAAAAUGGCCGCAGAACUGUCUGAGGAGCAAAAAGUCUCCCAGAAUGCUGAUGAGAAAGAAGAGCUAGAGCCAUGGCUUGUGAAGGAAAUGGAUGACCUCCUGAGUGAGAUAUGGCUCACAGGAAAUGAAGACUGCUUCUCUCAACUUAUACAUCUCAUCAAAAGUGAAAAUGUUUCAGUGGACUACCAGCAUUCUGAGACCAGUCUCUCAGCUCUGAUGAUUGCCGCUGCUCGAGGCUUCACCGCUGUAGUAGAACAUCUGCUGAACUUUGGAGCCAAUGCCAAACUCAAAUCUUCUAAUGACUGGACAGCCCUGGAUUUUGCAAAGAAGUUCAACCAAGAAGAGGUGAUAGAAAUGCUGCAAGCUUACAUGGUUGAAUAUGAAAUGGGAUCAUCUGAUGAAAUCAGUGCCAUUGCUACUGUGCCAGCUCGUAUUCUCUCGGAGGAAGACAAAGAGCUGCUAAAUUUGUAUCAACACAGUUUUGAUGAUGACAAAGUGGAUAUAAAUCUCAUUUUACAUUUAAUAAUCAGGAUUCUCUCCACAAGCAAAGAAGGUGCCAUAUUAGUCUUUUUACCAGGUUAUGAUGACAUUGUUACAUUGAGAGAAACAUUAAGUGAUAACAAGAGUAUGGAUAAAUUCAGGUAUGUGCUAUAUACCUUGCAUUCAUCUAUGCAAUCCAAUGACCAGAAAAGGGUAUUCAAGUCUGUACCACAGGGAGUGAGAAAAAUAAUUCUAGCCACUAACAUAGCAGAGACCAGUAUUACAAUUAAUGAUGUUGUAUAUGUGAUAGAUUCUGGGAAAGUAAAAGAGAAAGCUUUUGAUGCCCUUUUGUCAUUAUCAAUGCUGAAGUCUACAUGGAUUUCAAAAGCUAGUGCACUGCAGAGAAAGGGGAGGGCUGGGAGAUGUAAACCUGGUGUUUGCUAUCACCUCUUUAGCAGAAUCAGAUACAGUAUGAUGCAGGACUUUGCCACUCCAGAACUUCUAAGGUUUCCUCUACAGGAAAUUUGCCUCCAUACAAAGUUGAUUGCACCAAUUCAUUGUCCAAUUGCUGAAUUUUUGGCGAAGGCACCUGAACCACCUCCUUACAUGGUUACAAGAAAUGCUGUGUUGUUACUGAAGCAAAUUGAUGCUUUGGAUCACUUUGAGGACUUGACAGAGAUUGGUUAUCAUUUAGCAGACCUACCCCUGGAGCCAAGGCUGGGAAAAGUUGUUCUGUACUCUAUUGUACUGAAAUGCCUGGAUCCAAUUCUAACCAUUGUGUGCGCUUUGGCAUACCGAGAUCCUUUCAUUCUGCCCUCUUCACCCCAUCUGAAGCGAGCAGCUGAUCAGGUCAGACGUCAGUAUAGCUCCAACACAUUCAGUGAUCACAUGGCCCUACUCCGGGCUUUCCAGGGUUGGCAAAGAGCUCGCACUGACAAUUGUGAGAGAACUUACUGUGAAAAGAAUUUUCUGUCAUCUGCUUGCAUGGAAAUGAUAGUUGGCAUGAGGACACAACUUUUAGGACAGUUGAGAGCCUCGGGUUUUGUGAGAGCAAGGGGAGGUGGAGACAUCCGUGACCUAAACACAAAUUCAGAGAACUGGGCAGCAGUCAAGGCUGCUCUGUGUGCAGGGAUCUAUCCCAAUCUUGUCAAAAUUGAACGAUGUACAAACAUCAAAAUGGUUUCACAGAAAUCUUCUGGCAUCAAAUUCCACACCAGUUCAGUUCUAAAGAACCCAGCCCUCUCUGAAAAGAAGGCCAUUCAGAAUAUCCCUACAGACUGGAUCCUGUAUGAGGAGAUGAGUCGGUAUGAGAGGAGUGCUUAUAUCCGAUGUUGUACUGCCAUUUCUCCUAUUACUGUAGCUCUCUUCACUGGACCCAUCAAACUACCACCAGAGAGUGUCAGAGAUGGCACAAAAGCCCAUGCCAUGCUACAUACAGGAAUGGAGGAUAGUAGUGAUAGUGAGGGAGAAGAAAAGGAAGACAACACUAAAACCACCUUACAGUUUGAUGAUUGGCUGUCCUUCAGGCUAGACAAUGAGACAGCAAACAUGGUUCUUCAGUUGAGACACAAAUGGAACUGUCUCUUUCUACGGAGAAUGAGGGCUCCCUCCAAACCCUGGUCACAGGUGGAUGAGGCUGUCAUUAAAGCAGUCAUCAGUGUUUUAACUAAUGAGGAGCAGGCCCUCGGAUUUCAGCAGCCGGCCGGUAUUGGACAGAGACCAAGACCUAUGACUGAGUACAUGUCUGCAGGAGGAGGGGGCUACAGUAGCUAUGAUUAUGAGGAUCACAGUAACAGGGGCAGAAGGACACCUAUCACCCCACCCAAGAAACACACCACUGUCCUGCCUAGAACACCCCGUACCACUGGAAACACAAGAUCAGAUAGUUCCUCCACUAGCAGCAGUCCAAAGGGCAGUGGCCCCACCACUCCUUGUACCAGUCCCCAGGCUGGGGGUACUACCCUGGCAAGCUCGGGAAAAUCCUUUAGCAAAUAUUUUGUUGUCAAACCCAAUGAUCAGAAUAUAUUGGAUGUUGCCUUGUCAAAAUCAAUUUAUGCUACAUCACCUAAAAGUGAAGCCAGAUUUAACAAAGCAAUACAGGAUGGGAAGGAAUUGUACCUAAUUUUCUCUACUGUGGGUAGUGGACAUUUCCAGGGUUAUGCCAGAGUAACAGAACAGAGCAGCAAGGACAAGUGUCCUGAUAUGUCUGGAGAUGGCAUCGGGGGAACAUUUAAGAUUGAAUGGAUUAAAAAGGUAGUUGUACCAUUUAAAGCAACACAUAACAUAACCAACAGUUGGAAUGAAAACAAAAGGGUGCAGUACAGUAAAGAUGGACAUGAGCUGGAAACAUCUUGCGGAGAGAAGCUCAUUCAUGUUCUGCAAACAUUUGAACCCAAAUUGUAUGAAGCAUCAACUGAUGAAAUGAAGGAAAAUGAUGAAGAGACUGAUUUAUCAAGUGACAAAGCCUCAAAGUCUUCACAUUCAGAAGAAGACAAAGAUUCCCUGCUGUCUGAUGAGGAUAGAACAAAACAAGAGGAGGGAGACAGAAAUUCAAAUAACACAAGGGGUAGACAUCCAGGUCAAUAUCAGGGUCGACAUCAGCAGGGUUAUGAAGGUCAGAGGCCAGGGUCAUAUCCUUACUCGUCUUCAUCACAAAAUCAUCAGUAUUAUCAUCAUCAACAGCAGGGUUAUCACGGUGGAGGAGGAGGCGGACAUUAUAACUCUAGAAUGUACAACAUGGGUUACCCUCCCCCCAUGGGACCUAACUACAACCACCCCAUGUAUAUGGGAAUGCAUUCUCCUCCCAGACAUCCACUGUCACCUGUGAUGAUUCUACAAAGAGGUCAAAGGUCAGGAAGCCACUUUAGAGGAUAUCAUCCAGGAUAUGGGUCAGGAUAUCACUGAUUUAUUGAUCAGAAAGCAUCUUCACUGCCAUGAGUCAGGGUUUGAAUAAAAUCACAUACACUGUAAGCACUUAGGCAUCUUCUAAAGUUAUCUAUGUAUAUCAUGUUUAUGGUUUUCAUUUAGAUUUGAAAUGGGUACUAAUAAGGUAUCUGAAUAAUUUCAUCAAAAUAUAUUGAAAAAAAAAAACUUUUAUAAUCAGAAAAAAACCUCUUAUGCAACUUUUUUUUGUUUUUAAAUUUUCUUUCUAAUCUGAAUAUGCAUUUAAAUAGAUUGGUAAAAAAUACUUGAUUUACAAAUAUUAUUGCAUAUUUUAUUUAAUGCUAAAUAUACAUCCUGUAGAAAGUUAAGAUUUAGAACAUAUGUAAGUUAUAGGCUGUUUGGUCCUUUUAAUGUCUGUGUACAGGUAUAAAAUAUCUGUACAGAUGUCAUCUUUGCAGUGAUCAUGAACAGUUCCAUACAGACCAGGAUGUAAAAUCUUGCAAAAAAUUAGUGCAUUGUACUUGUAAGCAAUGUAGCGUUAAUGUACAUGUAAAUGUGCCAUUACCUGUGCUUUUUAAUCAUUGAAAAGGUUGUAAAUUCAAGAAUUGGAUUUAUAUGUUUAUUUCUUUUGCUUUAUUAUGCAUAUUAUGUUUUCAUGAAUGUUGAUUUAAGCAAGGCAAAAUUUU
This is a messenger RNA of Saccostrea cuccullata (small rock oyster), 5318 nucleotides long. RefSeq names its product 3'-5' RNA helicase YTHDC2-like. Gene Ontology annotation, molecular function: RNA binding; ATP binding; helicase activity. The record is from RefSeq and is a predicted model, not a curated record. Gene Ontology annotation, cellular component: intracellular anatomical structure. Bases 1 to 4653 code for a protein of 1550 amino acids. Lineage: Eukaryota; Metazoa; Mollusca; Bivalvia; Ostreida; Ostreidae. The transcript has 32 exons.